UUUGAGCUUUACCGUGACUGGGUGGUGCUUUUGAACUGCGAGGCUGUCUCCAACAGUGUUCGCUCUGGCCCAGUUCGCAUAAGGUGAAUGUGCGACCCUAACUGAACCUGCCGGAAGAAUAAAACACAGCCUGGCGAUGCGAUAGAGCCCACGACUAGCAGAAACCAGUACGGUCGCACUGAGAGAGCAGCUGACAACGGUCGUCUACAGAUCGUGGACUUUUAGGUUAGCUUUUAAUACGUAUUUUUUUCUUGAUGCGCAACAGUUUAAAACUAAUACAACGUGAUGUUGUAAAUAAUAUAACACCAUAAAGGCAACGGAUCUCUAAAGGUGGAGCUAUUGUCAAAAAGAAGGCGCAUCAGCAGUAAACAGAGGUUGCAGUAUCCAUGAAUAUGACAUUGACCGGACCACCGGUGAUGGGAGAGCAGGGUGGUGUGCUCCAAGAGCUUAGAGGGAACUGCUCCUCUCCUUUGAGUAGUGGCAUGCUGGAAUCAGCUGGGGAAGUGGAGGGAGCUUUGUCUUUUACAGAGGAGGCCGUGUCCAUCCUCACGUCCAGCAGCAUGCUGGUCCGUUCCUUACUGGGCCGCUCGUCCGUGCUGAAGCGCAAAGACAGUCCAAGCCCCAACAGCCUGCGGCGCAAGCGCGAGUUCAUCCCGGACGAUAGUAAAGACGACAGCUACUGGGACAAGCGCAAGAAGAACAACGAGGCGGCCAAGCGCUCGCGCGAGAAGCGCCGCGUCAGCGACAUGGUGCUGGAGAACCGGGUCAUUGCGCUGCUGGAGGAGAAUGCGCGUCUGCGGGCCGAGCUCCUCGCACUCAAGUACCGCUUUGGACUGGUCAAGGACCACAGCGACGGGCCCGUCAUGCCUCUCACAGCCACCCCCUGUGCCCAAGUUCCCACGACGCCCGCCACCACCCAACGUUACUACCAUCACUACCCAACACAGCAGCACCACCACCACCAGGCCCUGGCCCCUCAGCACAUGGGUGCCUGCAGCACGCGAGGGGCCCGCGACAGCAUCAGUGCGGCCGAGGACUCGGGCUUCUCCACGCCCGGCAGCUCCAGCGUCGGCAGCCCCGUGUUCUUCGACCACGGCUCCGGCGACACGAGCAAGGCGUCGCCGCGCGCGGCCGGGGAGGAGCGGAGCUACGAGCCGCCGCCGCCCUGCCCCCCGGCGGUGCCCGACGGAGACGUGCUGGCGGGGGGCCACUGCCUCGGCGAGCCGGGCCGGCGGGGCGACUGCGGAGCUGGAGUACAUGAAGAGCCUCCCGCACAAGCUGCGCUUCAAGAUGCCCGGCGCCAGCGAGGGCCCGGAGACGGCGCAGGGAGACGCCUGGACCGGCCCCGCGCCGACCACACACAGGGACUCCGUCGGUGAGCAGCCAAAGGGUCAGUACGGCUACGGGGCAUCCAAGGGGCACGCAGUCUGGCAGCAACAUCCGCAGCAGCAGCAGCAGCAUUACCCCUGUGA
Molecule: messenger RNA, 1472 nt
Organism: Alosa alosa (allis shad)
Lineage: Eukaryota; Metazoa; Chordata; Actinopteri; Clupeiformes; Clupeidae
Gene: nfil3-3
Product: nuclear factor, interleukin 3 regulated, member 3
Exons: 2
Coding region: 387-1379 (330 amino acids)
Biological process (GO): regulation of DNA-templated transcription; circadian rhythm
Cellular component (GO): nucleus
Molecular function (GO): DNA-binding transcription factor activity; DNA binding
Source: RefSeq, a predicted model, not a curated record